CCGCCGCCGCAGGUCGACGCGAGAAGCGCCACCAACGCCCAGCAGGACCACGAGCUAGCACAUAGUGUAUUACUCGCGGGCAUAUGUGUGGUUUGCAAUGGAGUUCCCAGUCUGCUUUUCACGUGACAGUGAUUUUAUUCGUCGCAGGGCUAGGUCUCGGAGAAGGAUCAAAAGAAAACCUGUCGAACCCCGAUGAAGUAUUGAAAAGCGAGUUGGAUCACUUAUACGGGGAGUUCGAGCAGCUCUGGAGUGAUUUUAAUUUUGAAGAAACCGCCCACGGAAGCACAAUAGAUUUAGAACGUCAAAUCUACGGAGACUCCAACACAACCUCAGACAGUGAUCUCAAAACAGAAAUUCCUGCAGUUGCGGACAUCCCCGUCAGGAUACCGAGAGGAAGCCCACCGAAUAUUUUCCGGAGAAAGAAGGUCCCUAAACGCUGCAUGGGGACAGGCGCUGCUUCUGUGUUCUCGGGAGGCAACGCUCUCAAUUAUAUGAGCUUCUUGGUCACCGUCAGCACCCUCAUCCUUAAUAUCAAUAAUAAUAUAAACAAUAACAAUAACAACAACAACAACAAUAACAAUAAUAAUGUUGAUAACAGUAAUGUCAACACAAAUGUCAACGCUAACAAUGCAAAUCAGAUCAACAUCAUGCCCCCCGGUCGACGCAAGCGACAGACCCGGGCGAAGAACGUAGCUACGUGGGUGAUGACGUCACAGGCUAUGUGUCCGGCUCCUCCAAGUGACGGUUUGGUAGAUGCCGUGAACUUACUGGAGAAGGCGCUGGCGGGAAAAUUCAAGAAUCUCGCGAUACAGUAAUACUGUCUUCAUCAUAUGUGUGUUUUCGCCCGUGGGUUUGAUACCAAGGAAUUCCGUUCCUACAAAUUAUUUCCCUCUUUUUCAUUUCGUUAUA
Molecule: messenger RNA, 909 nt
Organism: Penaeus chinensis
Lineage: Eukaryota; Metazoa; Arthropoda; Malacostraca; Decapoda; Penaeidae
Exons: 3
Coding region: 84-815 (243 amino acids)
Source: RefSeq, a predicted model, not a curated record